AUGGUUUUUCGGGGCGCGGGGGACUCCUUCGGGCACAGCGUGGCCGAGGUCGACGGCGGGGUGCUGGUGGGGGCCCCCCUGGAGCCGGGAGGGGCCGGUGAGACGGGACGGGUCUAUCGGUGCUGGUUCAGGACUGGGAACUGCCAGGAUGUCCCCGUCACUGCCCCCCCAGAGGUGACCUCCAUGUCUCUGGGCCUGUCCCUGGCGGCCCAUGGAUCCCAGCUCCUGGCAUGCGGCCCCACGGCGCGGAGGGCCUGUGGGGUGAACAUGGAGCUGCGGGGGCUCUGCUUCCUCCUGCCUGCAGGGAACACACUGCCCGCCGCCCUGCCAGGUUGCCCCAUGAAGGCCUCUGACAUCGUCUUCCUCAUGGACGGUUCAGGCAGCAUCAUGACCCCUGACUUCGAGAGGAUGAAGACCUUCAUCACCCAGGUCAUGAGCCGGUUUGAGAGCACUGACACCCGUUUUGCCCUCAUGCAGUUCUCCAGUACGUCCACCCUCCAUUUUGACUUCGCCACCUUUGCCCGAUUGUCCCCGGCGGAGCGGGUGAAGGAGGUCCACCGCAUCACGCAGAGCAGAGGGACCACCUGCACGGCCACUGCUAUCCAGACCGUGGUGAGGCAACUGUUCACCCUGAGGAAGGGAGCCCGGGAAGGUGCCCACAGGAUCCUCAUUGUGGUGACGGAUGGGCAGAAGUUUGGGGACCUGCUGGACUAUGGAGAGGUCAUCCCCGAAGCGGCGCAUGCGGGGAUCAUCCGCUAUGCCAUUGGGGUGGGCAGCGCCUUUGUGACUCCAGACGCCGUAGAAGAGCUCCACACCAUCGCCUCCAAACCCAGCAAGGACCACGUCUUCCGGGUGGACAACUUUGACGCCCUGCAGGGCAUCCAGAACCAGCUGCAGGAGAAGAUCUUCGCCAUCGAGGGCACCCAGUCCGCCCACAGCAGCUCCUUCCAGCUGGAGAUGGCCCAGGAGGGCUUCAGCGCCCUGCUCACCCCCGAGGGGCCUGUACUGGGAGCGGUGGGCGCCUACGACUGGUCCGGAGGGGUCUUUGUCUACGGCAGGAGUGGGGAGACCACCUUCGUCAACGUGUCCCGCCGCCGGGACAUGAACGACGCCUACUUGGGCUAUGCGGCCGAGUCCCUGUCCCUGGUGGGCAGGCGGGCGCUGGCGCUGGGGGCCCCCCGCUACCGCCACGUUGGCCGCCUCCUCCUCUUCCACCUCCGCGGCCCCCGGGCUGCCUGGGAGCUCCUGGCCGAUGCCACGGGGCCGCAGGUGGGCUCCUACUUCGGGGCCUCCCUGUGCGCCCUGGACCCCGACGGGGACGGCUCCGCCGAGGUGGUGCUGGUGGGGGCCCCCAUGUUCUACGGGGCCGGCAGCGGGGGCCGCGUGGCCGUCUGCCCCCUGAGGGCGAAGGGUGGCCAGCUGCGGUGCCAGCAGAUGCUGCAGGGACAGCCCGGCCACCCCUUGGGGCGCUUUGGGGCCAGCCUGGCUCGGCUGGGGGACGUUGACGGGGACCAGUGGCCCGACGUGGCUGUGGGGGCCCCGCUGGAGGACGAGGAGCGGGGGGCCAUCUACAUCUUCCGUGGGAAGCGGGGCGGCGUCGCCUCCCAGUACAGCCAGCGCAUCUCAGGCGCCCAGUUCUCCAGCGGGCCACGCUAUUUCGGCCAGGCCAUCAGCGGUGGCCAGGACCUGACGGGGGACAGGCUGCCGGACGUGGCCGUGGGCGCCCAGGGACAGGUCCUGCUGCUCAGGUCCCAGCCGCUGCUCAGGGUCCGCGUGACGGUGGCUUUCCAGCCCCAGGAGAUCCCCGCGGCCGCCUUCGACUGUCAGGAGGAGGAAGCGCUCAAGGGGGAAGUGGCCAAGGCUCAGAUCUGCUUCCUCAGCACCAAGAAGACGCCCGACAGCUUUGGCAGCCAACUUUCCACCACCCUCCGGUACCAGGCGGCCCUGGACCCCAGCCGGGCAAUGGUCCGGGCCGUCUUUGCCGGCAGCGCCGCCGCCGUCCGCAACGGGACCCUCCGACUGGGCGUGGGACAGAGGUGCGAGACCUUUGCCAUCGCCUUCACGGGGUGCCCACGGGACACGCUGACCCCCCUGGUGCUGCGCCUCACCUACGAUGCCACGGGGCCCAUCGAGGUGGCCGGGGGCCUGCGGCCAGCCUUGAGCGAGGACUCGGAGAUGGUGGCCGUGGGCACGCUGCCCUUCGAGAAGGACUGCGGCGCUGACAACAUCUGCGUCGACGACCUCCAGAUCUCCUUCAACUUCUCGGGGCUGGAGACCAUUGUGGUGGGGGUGACCGACGUGGUGGACAUCACCGUCACCCUCCGCAACCACGGGGAGGACUCGUACGGGGCCACCGUCCAGCUGCAUCACGCCGAGGCCCUCUCCUACCGCAAGGCCGUGGUGCUCCAGUCCUCCAGGAGGUCCGCGUCCCUGAACUGCAACUCGGAGCCGGCGGAGGGACCGCGGCGCAGGACCCUCUGCCUCGUCAACCACCCUAUCUUCCGCCCCGGUGCCGAGGUCGUGUUCACCGUCACCCUGGACGUGCCCCACGGCGCGGAGCUGGGGGCCGUGCUGGAGGUGGUGGCCAAUGCCAGCAGCGACAACGGGGCGCCGGGCGGCCGGGGGCAGCGCGCUGAGAUCCCGGUGAAGUACGGCGUCUUCCUCGUCCUCACCAGCGCCCUGGAAUCCACCAAGUACGUCAACGUCUCGACCCGCGCGGGGGCCCCCACCAGCGCCCCCGUCACCCACCGCUACGAGGUGAAGAUCUUGGGCCAGCGGGGCCUCCCCAUCAACGUCACCUUCCUGGUCCCCACGGCCGGGGGGACCCCGCUGUGGGACGAGGUGGACGUCACCCCCGACCAGCAGGAGCUGGCGCAGUGCCGGGUGGUGGCCGAGCACCCGGGGGUCCCCGACGUCCCCCAGCGGCUGCAGGAGCGCCCGCUGCUGGACUGCGCCGUGGCCGCCUGCCGGGAGCUGCAGUGCCAGGUCCGGGAGCUGGAGCCCCCCCGGGCCCUGGGCUUCAGCCUCGGGGGAAGCCUGGCCCUGGGCUGGGUGGCAUCGACCCAGCAGCCCAAGGUGGUCGUGCAGAGCUCAGGCCGGGUCCUCUACGACGUGGGGCGCUACUGGAACACCGCGGGGGGGCCCCAGCUCCAGGUGCAGACGGAGGUGGAGCGCCUGGAGACCCCCAACCCGCUGCCCCUCAUCCUGGGGGGCACCGUGGGGGGGCUCGUCCUGCUGGGCCUGGUGGCUCUGGUGCUCUACAAGGUGGGCUUCUUCAAGCGCCGCUACAAGGAGCUCAUGGCGGGUGACGGGACCCCCACGGCCCCCCUGGGCGACCCCCAGGAGUGAGGCGGGAAAAGCGGGG
Molecule: messenger RNA, 3364 nt
Organism: Gymnogyps californianus (California condor)
Lineage: Eukaryota; Metazoa; Chordata; Aves; Accipitriformes; Cathartidae
Product: integrin alpha-M-like
Biological process (GO): integrin-mediated signaling pathway; cell adhesion mediated by integrin; cell-cell adhesion
Cellular component (GO): integrin complex; external side of plasma membrane
Molecular function (GO): integrin binding
Source: RefSeq, a predicted model, not a curated record